AUGAUUACAAAGAAACCUCAUCUCGCCCAAAUCUUCUCGUCGAUUAUGACGGUCAAAGAGAUUCUUCCGUUCUACUCUCUCCCAGACUGAGUGCAUUUGUUCAUGACCAGGUUCACCUCCGAGUCCAGACGGAUCUGGUUGACCCAGAUCUACAAGUGGAGCAAGAUCUUUUCUCCUUGGAAAAAGUGAAUGUACCCAGUCUUUGUUAAGGAUUUGGAUCCAGUGACUACUAUUGGCCCUGGGUUGCUUCUGAAGUAUUGCUUCUGCGUGGAUUACAAAGAAAUUAAACAAGUAGUCAAGUUUGUUCAAGAGUCUCUUCCAAUAGAAAUAUAUUGUAUUCAGAUAGUAGAUCUAAAUUUUGCUACCAUUCUGAAUUUGAGAUCACCAGAUAUUUAUGGCAAAAAUUUAAGAGAAAAUAAAUACUCGAAGGAACUACAAGAUACAGUAAAGAGCUUGAAAGAUCUACUUGCUAGAAUUGAGGUUUUGUGAGAAAUAAUAAAUGAAAAAUAUGACAAAUUAGCAUUGGAAAAGUUAGAAAUCCAACAUUAUCAGUACAAAUUACACACAAAACUUAUCAAACUGUACAAGAUUCCUGAGAUUUUUAACAUAGAUAUAAGCGAAAUUUGGGCAGACAGAAUAUUACCGCUUGAUCCAUUAUCAAAUGUCUAUUUUGAUGAAGAUCUUUCAAGGCGUGAUGCACAUACUAUAAGAGUACAAUUAAUAAAACAAUUUUACAUCAAAAAUGACCGUGGUCUCAAAAACUUUACAGAUAAAGCAUUGAAAAAUACGAAUAUAUUUUUUGAAUCCAAGGAGGAGAUAUCAUUCGAUUUUUGAGAAGGAUUGGAUCCUCAUAAAAUUUACAAGAGCGGCACGCUUAAUACUAUCAAAAACAAAUGAGCUAGACUUGAGUCUUUGCAGUUUGAACAAGACACUGAAACUCCGAAGUAUGAAUGAGCUGUUGUUGUCCGAGAAGCAAUUGAAAUAUUCCCCCAUUGAGAGAUAAUAUUUUGCAUGGGAGCUUUAGUAAAUUUUUCAAAGUUUGAUAUUUCAUGCAGCAAGGCAGUUGUAACUUUCGUUGAAAAUGACAAACAAAUUACCUUCUACUUUAGAGAUUGAGAAAUGAAAACCAGUAAUGAUUUAUUUAUGAAUUCUGAAAAGCAUAUUCAAAUAGAUGGCAUUUUGGCAGUUUCAGCAAGAGUUUGAGGAAUUGACAUCCAGUCGAUAGAUGAUGAAAAUAAUGAAUAUCAGAAAUCUAAUAUUCAAGCAAAAGCACAGAUUCAAUGCCAAACUCAGUGAUGCCUAUAUGACCACAAACAAAUGUGCAAAAUACCUGUAGAGUUAAGUAUCAAUUUUGAAAGGUUUAUUGCUAAAACAAGAAUGGGAUCAUUGGAAACAAGCAUUUACGAGAAAAUAAAAACUGAAGCUGUGUUAUUAAACCUGAAUGAUCUAAAUAUAGGAUUUGAUACUUUAUUUCCAGAAGCAAUCUGAAUGGUCAAAUAUUUAGCAGAGAAAUGAAAGAGCAUCUGGAAAUGAGAAUUUAGGUUUAAGUUUCAAAAUGAUGAAGAAAGAGUGAAAAUAUUGAAGACAUUCUUCGAAAUCUUGAAAGACAAUAGCCAUAUCCAAGAAAUGAAUUUACUCUUUUACAAUGAAGACCCAAACCCAAAGCAAUGGAGAAUUAUUUAUACCCCUAUUGGACAAGUUUUGUCUUGAAGUCUGAGGCAUCGAUGAUGAUUACUCUUCACAGUUGAAGGGAAUUUUGUUCUAUCUCUAUGGAGGAUCUGGGGAAUCUUGAUGGCUGAGGUAGAAGGUAAAUUUUAAAUGAUGGCUUUGGCAUAGGAGGAUUCAGACUUCUUUCUGAGUGUUGGUGGAUUUGAUUUUGGUGAGGAUUUUAGGUUAUUUUGGUAAACCUGAAUGUUACCUGAACAGGAGUUAGGAGAGGGGAGUAGAGGGGAAGGUAGAAGAGGCUCCAUUCUGAGGUUUAGAAGAGUUGUCUGUUAGAUGGUCAAUUGUUUAGUAUUGGAGUAGUAGCAUCAUAUCCAAACUUCUGAUUCAGUGAUAGCCAUCUUCUUAAUCUUCUGAGAAAGAAGAAUGUUUUAGAAGGAGUUUAUAUUUUCCUUAAUAAUCAUGCAAAGCCAGACUCCUUUAUAUCAGAUUGUUAGCAUUAUCUUCAAGGAUUCUGAAACUAUUUCAUUUAAGAUUCUGUGCUUAGUCCUCUUAUUCUUCAUGAAUAUAUUUGAUGUCAACCUCUACCAACAGUGCACUCUUCCAGAUUCCAAAUCAAUCACUUGUCAUUGAGAUGUCUCACAAAAUCUACUAUAAAAAAGCUUCUUAUCUCUUUUAUUCUACUUUGUCUUAGUCCUUUGGUUUUCGACUGAUUUUUUUGAAAAGUAGUUAACACAAAUCUUUCAUAACAUUCCUAACAAAAUGGUAAGGAUAUUCAAUCCCUUUUGGUAAACAAUUAGCCGAGGAUAUCACCUACAGUUCAAGGAGAUGAGUUGUCAUUGAUAUAGCUAUUAAUUAUACAGACUAUUUUUGAUGAAUCUUCUUCAUUAAGUGUUUGGACAUUCCUCCUACUAGGUCUCCCAAAUAAUACUGCUUCUGGUUUUUAAUAUUGUAGAUGGCAAACUGAAUCAGUUAUACUUUUUGUAGCCUCCUUUACACACAAAUUAUUAAGCUCGAAAUAAUCAAACUCUAUAUCAUCAAGAAUGCAGUGGUAGGUUUUCUUAACAAAUUUUUGGCUCCUUCCUCUCAGUCGUCUUGUCUUAUUGGAUAUUUCAGAUUCAAUUUCUCAAAGAAAAGCCUUCAGACUUACACUACUUUUUUACAAGCAGGAGCAAGGGAAAAUUCUUUGCUAAUGUCUGAUGAUACUCUUUAGUAUAUCAUCCUUCUCAAUUGUUGAGGGCUGGAUUCUGGAGUAAGCUUUUGAAGUGAAACAAUCAACAUUUAAUGGGUUCCUAAAUUAGAGUCUUCUACUUCUUUUGCUCUAUUAUUUGCUUGGUCGUAAAGAUUAGAUUAACU
Molecule: messenger RNA, 3018 nt
Organism: Moneuplotes crassus
Lineage: Eukaryota; Ciliophora; Spirotrichea; Euplotida; Euplotidae
Source: the annotation of a GenBank genome assembly